AGCACUUUGCUGUCCGUCUCCGCAAGAAUGGGAAAUCUCUGAAAGAUGUUAUUCUUUUCUUCGUCUUCAAAUUUUUUCAAGAGGUUCCCGCCGAUUUUCUCCUCCUCCGCAGCGAAGCUGAAUCGUCUCGAUUCUCGCGGGUUUUCGUCUGAAUCCGCUAAAGCCUUAAUUGCCCAUGUCGCUAGAGCAUUCAGGGAACGCGACUUUAAGCUGUUGAACACCGACUGCGCUGCAAGUCUGCAACCUCACCAGGCGAAUUUGGUUCUACUUUCGCUUCAUUCAGAUCCCAGCUCAGCUCUCGAGUUCUUCCGAUGGGCAAAGACGUCCGGACGGAUACCCUCUUUCUAUGCCCUUGUUCGCAUUUUGAUCCGCCAUGGAAUGUUUGAUGUUGCAGCAAAGGUGUUCGAAGAAAUGAUCACUGAUUGCGGAAAGAAUUUUCUCUCCGUGAGCGCGAUGCAGGAUGAUGUAAAGGUUUUUUCUUCAAACCCAGGUGUCGUUCAUGGGUUUUUGAUGGAAUGCUGUCGCAGAUAUGGUAUGGUUGAUAAGGCUACGGAGAUAUUUGUGUAUAGCAUUGAAAUGGGUGUGUUCAUACCAGAGAAUUAUGUAUAUGGAAUGCUGAGUUCUUUGAUUGAUGCUACUCGUAUCGACUUGAUUGCUGAUAAUUUUGGUAACCUAUGUAGAGUAUUUGUCCACCGGGGUCUCAGUGUACAUGGGUUUGUCUUGCACGCCCUAUUCCGAAAGGGCGCGUUCGCAGAUGCUUUAACUUUUCACCGCAUGGUGAUUGAGAGAGGAUUUCAUGUAGAUAUAGUGUCUUGCAAUAAGAUUUUAAAAGGUCUGACCAUUGAUCAAAUGGAAUUAGCUUCUAAGUUGUUGUGUUUGAUGUUGGAUUGUGGUCCGGCUCCGAAUGUUGUGACUUUUGGAACAUUGAUUAAUGGAUUUUGCAAAAAAAGAGAAUUGAAUAGGGCAUUCGAGCUUUUCAGAGUUAUGGAAGAGAAGGGAAUAGCACCAGACCUGAUUAUCUACAGUGUGCUGAUUGAUGGUUGUUUCAAAGCCGGGAGGUUAGACGAGGGGCAUAGACUUUUCUCACAGGCAUUAGGGAAAGGUAUCAACUUGGAUGUAGUUGUUUUCAGCUCAACCAUUGAUGCUUAUGUGAAAAUCGGCGAUCUAGGAACUGUGGUUGACGUGUACAAGAGAAUGUUACAUCAAGGGAUAUCACCUAAUGUGGUCACUUACAGCAUUCUCAUAAAAGGAGUGUGCCAAGAUGGUGGAAUUGCUGAGGCUAGUGGUAUCUAUGGUCAGAUCUUGAAACGUGGUCUCGAGCCAUCACUUUUAACUUAUAGCAGUCUCAUCGAUGGCUUUUGCAAGUGCGGAAAUUUGAGGGCUGGCUUUAGGUUGUACGGGGAUAUGACGAAGAUGGGCCUCGUUCCUGAUAUUGUCAUUUAUGGCGUGUUGAUAAAUGGCCUUUGCAAACAAGGACUAAUGAGCCACGCUACGAGAUUCUCCAUUAAGACUUCGUGUAAGCUUGUAGAACCCAAUGCAGUGGUUUUUAACUCCUUAAUAGAUGGAUGGUGUAGAAUAAAUUGUUUGGAUUAUGCCCUUAAGGUGUACCGAUUAAUGGGGAUUUACGGUAUAAAGCCAGAUGUAGUAACAAUUACCGCACUUAUGAAGGGGAGUAUUAUGGAAGGGAAAUUAGAUGAUGCUUUGUUUCUAUUGUUCAGAAUGUUGAAAAUGGAUUUUGCACCUGAUGCUGUAACAUUUUGUACCCUCAUUGAUGCCUGCUGCAAGAAUAUGAAGCCAAUCAUUGGGCUUCAGCUUUUCAAGCUUAUGCAGAGGAAUGGAAUUGCCCCAGAUAUUGCGGUAUGUAAUGUCGUCAUCAAUAUGCUUUUCAAGGCUCAUCGUUUGGAAGACGCUUCUAACUUCUUUGAAAAUCUUCUCAAAUGGAGGCUGGAGCCUGACAUUGUGACAUAUAACACGAUGAUAUGUGGCUUAUGCGCUUUAAACAGGUUAGAUGAGGCGAUCAAGGUUUUCGAGAGGCUAAAAUGUACCCCUUUUGGACCCAAUACCAUUACUAUGACUAUUUUGAUUCAUGCUCUCUGCCAAGAAGGUGAGAUGGAUCUUGCUAUGAGGAUGUUCUCUGAAAUGGAGGAGAAGGGUCCUAAACCCAACACUGUCACAUAUGGUUGUCUAAUAGAUGGGUAUUCUAAAUCCAUGCAUGUGGAAAAUUCCUUCAAGCUUUUUGAAGAUAUGCUCGAGAAAGGUGUUUCUCUGAGCAUAAUAAGUUACAGCAUCAUUAUCAACAGUCUCUGCAGACACGGACGGGUGGAUGAGGCAUCAUGUAUAUUCUAUCAAGCUGUAGAUGGGAAGUUAAUGCCUGAUGCAGUCGCAUACACAAUUCUUAUCCAUGCUUAUUGCAAGGUUGGGAGGCUUGCUGAAGCUAAGCAAUUGUAUGAGCACAUGUUAAGAAGCAGGGUCAAACCAGAUGAGUUAUUGCAGAGAAUCCUUGCGGAAUAUCGCCUUUUAGAUGGUCAGGCAAAGGAGUUUCAUCGUUAAGGAAAACGGUACGAGACAUAAAAUUUGCCUGACUAAUCAAUCAUUUUGUUGGCACUUGGCAGUGAAUGCUUGCUUGGAUCGAAACACCAGAAAAGACCAUGAAUGGGAAUGACUAAGGGAGUUACUUACUACAAGAUAGCCAUUGGCUUGCGCAUUCCGUUCAUGAAUUGGUGAUCUGAAGCAAUCAAGAUUUUGGGGGGGGGUGAUACUGGUGGAGAACAGAGACUUAAGAUGGCAUCAUCUUAAAAUCCAAGGAGCUGCAAUUUGUGAAGUUAGCAAUGCUGCGUCUGUGUAAAAAAAAAAACGUUGAGAAGUCUGUCCAUUUCGAUGUUCAGACCAAAGAACUAACAAGACGAGUUCCAAGAUCCAAGGAACUCCUCAAACACGUGGUGUUGUUUCCUCGGAUGCUAAAUCUCCUCAAGACUCGUCUCAUUGUUUUCAGAAGAAACAACGUACGAUGUGGUCCGUGUGAAUAUUAAAAUAUAUAAAUAUGGAAAUCAUUUUUUUUUGUACAGUAUAUAACAAUUAUAAAUAGAGAUAUAUGUGUGUGCAUGCAUUGAUAUGUACACAUGUGUGUAUGCAUGUAUGAUUA
This is a messenger RNA of Tarenaya hassleriana, 3142 nucleotides long. Its product is annotated as putative pentatricopeptide repeat-containing protein At1g31840. The coding region runs from base 46 to 2550 and encodes 834 amino acids. The transcript is spliced from 3 exons. Lineage: Eukaryota; Viridiplantae; Streptophyta; Magnoliopsida; Brassicales; Cleomaceae. The record is from RefSeq and is a predicted model, not a curated record. Gene Ontology annotation, molecular function: protein binding.